This is a messenger RNA of Didymella exigua CBS 183.55, 663 nucleotides long. Its product is annotated as HCCA isomerase/glutathione S-transferase kappa. The coding region runs from base 1 to 663 and encodes 220 amino acids. The transcript has 4 exons. The record is from RefSeq and is a predicted model, not a curated record. Gene Ontology annotation, cellular component: peroxisome; mitochondrion. Gene Ontology annotation, molecular function: glutathione peroxidase activity; glutathione transferase activity. NCBI's taxonomy places the organism in Eukaryota, Fungi, Ascomycota, Dothideomycetes, Pleosporales, Didymellaceae. Gene Ontology annotation, biological process: glutathione metabolic process.
AUGGCCCAAUCAAAGAUCACACUCUAUGUCGACAUUGUGUCCCCGUUCGCGUACAUUGCUUUCUAUGUCCUGAAGAACUCCCCGGCAUUCAAGCAGUGUGACAUCAAGUAUGUGCCCAUUCUUCUCGGUGGCUUGAUGAAUACCUGCGGAAACACGCCUCCCAUCGCUAUCAAAAAUAAGGACAAAUGGAUCAACCUGGAGCGCAUACGCUGGGCCAAGUAUUUCAACAUCCCCAUCUCGAAAGGCUCACCUCCCGGCUUCCCCAUCAACACUUUACCCAUCCAACGCGCUCUGGCAUCUCUGUCCAUCUCGCACCCUCAAUCGGUUGAGAGCGCCAUCUCGCUCUUCUAUGAGAACACAUGGGUGCAGUGGAGCGAACCCCUCAAGCCAGAGAACUUGCAGGCCAUCUUACGCACGGUCGUCGGAAGCGACGAGGAGGCGAAUAAGAUCAUUGAGAAGACGAAGACGGACGAGGUGAAGAGAGUGCUGUCGCAGAAUACCGAGAAGGCGUUCAAGGAUGGCGCGUUUGGAUUGCCGUACUUCGUUGCUACGAAUUCGAAGGGCGAGACCGAAGGCUUUUGGGGUGUUGACCAUAUGGGGCAGCUCACUGACUUCCUUGGUCUUGAGAGGCCGAGUGGCAAAGGCUGGAAGGCACUGUUAUAA